Messenger RNA from Trichomycterus rosablanca, 3114 nucleotides. It is a transcript of the gene tbc1d25, whose product is annotated as TBC1 domain family, member 25. Gene Ontology annotation, biological process: activation of GTPase activity; regulation of autophagosome maturation. Gene Ontology annotation, molecular function: GTPase activator activity. The coding region runs from base 79 to 2619 and encodes 846 amino acids. Gene Ontology annotation, cellular component: autophagosome. The record is from RefSeq and is a predicted model, not a curated record. Lineage: Eukaryota; Metazoa; Chordata; Actinopteri; Siluriformes; Trichomycteridae. The transcript is spliced from 7 exons.
CGUUGAGCUCAAUUUUACUUAGUUUUGUCGAUGUAGGCAGAGGGUUGUUGAAAACUGUUGCGAGUGAACUACUCCAGCAUGUCGAACGAGGAGGAGGAGAGAGGGGUAGUUCGAGUCAAAGUCAAGAAAUGUGAAGGAAUCCUGCCAGUGGAGUAUCGCUCUUUUGCAGUCGAUCCACAGAUAACUUCACUCGAAGUGUUGCAGCACAUCCUGAUACGAGCCUUUGAGCUUAAUGGAAGGUGUAAUUUUGGUAUUAGUUAUCUGUCCCGUGAUCGCACUGGCACCGAGGUCUACCUCUCCCUCCUGUCUGACUGGGAUUUAGACGCAGCCUUUGUGAGUGCUGCCAAGCCUUAUCUUCAGCUUAAGAUGGACAUCAAACCAUCUGAAGACAGUCCAGUGCUGGAGGACUGGGAUAUCAUCAGUCCAAAGGACGUUAUUGGUUCUGAACAGCUCCAGGGGGAGAAGAAAUCAUUGUCGUCCACUGCUCUUCCCUUCACCCAGUCUCUGCUGUCCCAGAUGGGGAGAACUCUGUCUAGAGUGCAGCAGGCCUUGAGUUGGUCCUAUGGGGAGGAGGUUAAGCCAUUCAAGCCUCCACUGAGUGAUUCAGAGUUUCACAGCUACUUAAAUGGCUUGGGUCAGCUGACAAAACCAGAGGAGCUGCGGCUACGCAUCUAUCAUGGUGGAGUUGAACCAUCCCUCCGCAAGGUAGUUUGGCGUUACCUUUUAAACGUGUACCCAGAUGGCCUGACUGGGCAGGAAAGGUUGGACUACAUGAAGAAAAAGACAAGAGAAUAUGACCAGCUGAAAAGUGAAUGGACAUCCAGAGUAAGCUCUGAAGAUCUGGAGUUUAUUAGAGGCAACGUUCUUAAAGAUGUGCUUCGAACAGACAGAGCUCAUCCUUAUUACGCUGGGUCAGAGGACAGCCCCCAUUUGACUGCAUUGACUGAUCUCCUCACCACCUUUGCCAUAACACACCCACAGGUGUCUUAUUGUCAAGGCAUGAGCGAUAUUGCCUCCCCCAUCCUUGCCGUCAUGGACAACGAAGCACACGCGUUCAUUUGCUUUUGUGGUAUCAUGAAGCGCCUCGAAGGCAACUUCCGCCCUGAUGGUCAGCUCAUGUCCAUUAAGUUCCAGCACCUCAAGAUGCUCCUGCAGUAUUUUGAUCCUGAAUUUUAUACCUACCUGGUCUCCAAAGGUGCAGAUGAUCUCUUCUUCUGUUACCGCUGGCUGCUUCUCGAGCUGAAGCGAGAGUUUGCCUUUGAUGAUGCAUUGAGGAUGCUGGAAGUGACCUGGAGCUCUCUGCCUCCAGACCCACCUGAAACCGAAGUCGAGCUUUUUGCAACUUUGCUUGAAGGCAACCAGUCCCCUAGUCAUACCGGCAGCUGUUCAAGCUCUGAGAAACUAGAGAAAGAACAGAUGGAGGGGCAGCAGAGGCGACACAUGCUGAGGCCUUCUCGAGAAGAGGCAGAUGGAGGACAGUGUCUCAACGCGGAGGUAGAGAGGAAAGAGGAGAAAGCGUCUGAGAUUGAGUCUGUAGGAGACUAUAAUGUGAAUUCUGUAGUAAAAUAUAAAGCACCUUCACCGACACCUCCUUUUGAGAAGCAGUCUAGUUUUGGAGAGUUUAAGUAUUACAGUGCUCGAAAUGAAGACAGUUUUGAAAUAAAUGAAAUCGAUUCUCCAGAGUCAACGUUAUCUUCAAAAAAGUCUGAGACCACACGUUCAGUGCUACCUCUCACAGUGCGUCAGUCCACAGAAGACAGCGAGGAUGAUCCUGGAGAGAAGCAGGCUUUGAUAAGUAGCGAUGACAAAUUUUUAUCUCCUCAGAUUGAGGAGAAAAGCUUUACCUGUGGGCAGACAGCUCCACAUCCUCCAGGUUUACUGAACUGGAAAAAUGGUUCGGCAGCAUCCCAGUCAGUGUCCAGCUGGAGAAGCACGUUAUCUCCUGAUAUGUCUUUAGGGAGAUUUGCAUCCUCGACUGCAACAUCUAAUGGAACUGGAGUGUACUCCCCAUCAACCCCCACAGGGAAGUCUACGCUUUCCUCACCAUCCUUGGGCAAUAAUCGUUCCCUGCUAUCUUCCCCGGUUCUGUCCUUUGCUAAAUCUCCAUCUCUGCCUAAACCAUUUACCAGCAACCUCCCAUCGCCAUGCAAGCCAUCAGGCACUGGCACAAACUCACCAAGUACAGGCAGACCAGACACGAAACACUGUUCUCUUCCUCCUCCUCAAGAGUUUGGGAAGGGCAAUCCGUUCAUGCUGUUCCUGUGCCUCUCUAUCCUGCUGGAACAUCGUGACCACAUCAUCAAAAACAGCUUGGAUUAUAACGAGCUGGCUAUGCAUUUCGACCGUCUGGUUCGCAAGCACAACCUCGGACGCAUUCUUCAGCGUGCCAAGGCCCUGUUUGCGGAUUACCUGCAAAGUGAGGUGUGGGACUCGGAGGAAGGUGACGAGGUUAGCUUGGACUCGCCGACCACCGCUGCAACCUCGCCACACACGUCCCCCAAAGCCAACUUUUGCAACCUGCAACCCUCCAUGACCACUUCUCAAAACUCGACCUAUAAUCUAGCCUCUACAAUUCCUUCACCCACAACACCAACUGCUCUUUCUUCAGCAUCUUCUUGAUUCAUUUAAUCUGAACGAGUCCCAUCUAGGGUAGUUAUAUAAUCUAUUAUAGUGCUUUUCAUAAGGUUUACCAGUUUUGUUAAUGUGGCAAACCAAAGCUGAACAAAACGCUUCUUUUUCUAAUCCUUGUUUUGUUUUUUACACAGUAUUUUUUUGUGUAUUCAAGCCUUGAUUUACAUUUUUUCUUGAACUUUGGUGCACCACUGAUUGUACUGUAUGUUGUUUGAUUUAUCUUGCACUUUACCUUAUAUACCUUUAGAAGGCAGGGCCUUUUUGUCUGUUGACUAUGUAAAUAAAAUGCCAGAAAAGAACCUAGCAUGACCUUUUGAAAGCAAAAACAGUGCUGGCUGAUUUUUCAAAAGCUUCUAGACAGUUAAUCUUCACGAGUGCAUAAUUUGUUUAGUUAAAUCCCAAAUAUGUUUUCCUUAAGCUUAACAGUACAGGCCUAUAGGUACCUGUGUGUAGUCAUGCAAGCCUGAGUCACAGAGCAGAGAG